This is a messenger RNA of Talpa occidentalis (Iberian mole), 1622 nucleotides long. RefSeq names its product farnesyl-diphosphate farnesyltransferase 1 (gene FDFT1). Bases 75 to 1328 code for a protein of 417 amino acids. NCBI's taxonomy places the organism in Eukaryota, Metazoa, Chordata, Mammalia, Eulipotyphla, Talpidae. Gene Ontology annotation, cellular component: endoplasmic reticulum membrane. The record is from RefSeq and is a predicted model, not a curated record. Gene Ontology annotation, biological process: cholesterol biosynthetic process; farnesyl diphosphate metabolic process. The transcript is spliced from 8 exons. Gene Ontology annotation, molecular function: squalene synthase [NAD(P)H] activity.
UAGAGCGUCCCGCGGCCGCGGCAGGUACCGCAGGUGCCCGGCCAGGUGCCCGGCCCAGGUGCCCCGCCGCCGCCAUGGAGUUCGUCAAGUGCCUGGGCCACCCCGAGGAGUUCUACAACCUGCUGCGCUUCAAGAUGGGCGGCCUGCAGCGCGUGAUGCCGAGGAUGAGCCAGGACGCGCUCAGCCCCAGCCUGAGGACCUGCUACAAGUACCUGAACCAGACCAGCCGCAGCUUCGCCGCCGUGAUCGAGGCGCUGGACGGGGAGAUGCGCCACGCCGUGUGCAUCUUCUACCUGGUGCUGCGCGCGCUGGACACGGUGGAGGACGACAUGAGCAUCAGCCUGGAGAGGAAGGUGCCGCUGCUGCACAACUUCCACACGUACCUGUACGAGCCCGAGUGGCGCUUCAUGGAGAGCAAGGAGAAGGACCGGCACGUGCUGGAGGACUUCCCGACGAUCUCCCUCGAGUUUAGGAAUCUGGCUGAGAAAUAUCAAACCGUGAUCGCUGACAUUUGCAAGAAAAUGGGAUUUGGGAUGGCAGAGUUCCUGGAUAAGCACGUAACAUCUGAACAGGAGUGGGACAAGUACUGCCACUAUGUUGCCGGGCUGGUGGGCAUCGGCCUCUCCCGCCUCUUCUCAGCCUCGGAGUUCGAAGACCCGCUAGUCGGUGAAGACACAGUGCGCGCCAACUCCAUGGGCCUGUUCCUGCAGAAAACAAACAUCAUCCGUGACUACCUGGAAGACCAGCGAGAAGGCAGAGAGUUCUGGCCUCAAGAGGUCUGGGGCAAGUAUGUUAAGAAGUUGGGCGACUUUGCUAAGCCGGAGAACAUCGAUGUGGCCGUGCAGUGCCUGAACGAGCUCAUCACCAACGCGCUGCAGCACCUCCCGGACGUCAUCACCUACCUGUCGAGACUGAGAAACCAGAGCGUGUUCAACUUCUGUGCCAUUCCCCAGGUUAUGGCCAUCGCUACUCUGGCCGCCUGUUACAACAACCAGCAGGUGUUCAGAGGGGUGGUGAAGAUCCGCAAAGGGCAGGCGGUGACCCUCAUGCUGGACGCCACCAACAUGCCGGCUGUGAAGGCCAUCCUGCACCAGUACAUGCAGGAGAUUUACCAGAAGAUCCCCGCCGAAGACCCGUCCUCCGGCAGAACCACACAGAUCAUCUCCGCCGUGCGGACGCACAACCUGCCCAGCUGCCAGCUGGUCUCCCGCAGCCACUACACCCCUAUCUACCUGUCGUUCGUCAUGCUCUUGGCUGCGCUCAGCUGGCAGUGCCUGAGCACCCUGACGCAGGUCACAGAAGACUUCGUGCAGACCGGAGAGCACUGACCGGGGGCGUGGACGCUGGCCACUGGGGGCGGAUGGCCUUCCAGGGUGGACGUCACCACCCACUCUGGUUUUAACCCCUGAAAGACUGUGCACUUGGACUGUGGCAGCAGCACUGCGGCUGGAAGAUGGGCUGGGAGGACAGUGUCCUCUGUCAGGCCUGUGGCCGCAGGCUCCCUGGGAGAGGCUGGCUGGAGCUGUGCUAACAUGUACUUACCUGGAGCGACCUUUGAGUCCCUGUGGUGGGAACAUGUGAAGUAAAUUCUCUUCUGUGGGCUUCUGUUUCUCUCUGGGUUU